Molecule: messenger RNA, 2627 nt
Organism: Pocillopora meandrina
Lineage: Eukaryota; Metazoa; Cnidaria; Anthozoa; Scleractinia; Pocilloporidae
Source: the annotation of a GenBank genome assembly
AUGGAGCUACAUAAACUUCCUUGGAGCCACAUAAACUGCUAUUUCAACUACCACGACUGUGGCAAUUAUACGAGGCAUGAUUUCAACGCCACCGCUUUCGCUUCUCAGGUGAUUACAGCGUCGUUUUCAUUCGGCUUCUAUUUUUGCGUUCUGUUGAUAAGUGGGUUAGGCGUGUGCUUUAAGUCUGCAAGGAAAGUUUUCAGUUCCCACGCUACCAUCAUUCUCUUUCUCAUCGGCGCUAUUAUGGUCUCCUUGAAUGUGUUCAACACGUCCGAUAACAAGACAAUCAUGUUGUACCAUCGCAUUGUGUCCGCCUCUUCGGUCGGGAUUGUUUUCUUCUUGCUAGGCGCGAUUUGCUUCUUUCAGAAGCCAACUGGGACGGAGACUUCAACGCAUCGCACCUUGGGGGAACACGAACCAUCCAAAGGGCUUCUGGUAAUUAUAAUUACCCUUCCCCUUACUAUGACAGAGCUUAUGUUUCUGUCAGGCGCCCAAGCUUCGGAGAAAGAGAUGCCUUCAAAACAACGUAAGUUGUGGCCCCUUCUUGUGACUUACGAAGCAAUUUUCAUUGUGCAAAAGUCCAUCCAGGCGGCAGUUUACAUCUCGUUAAGAAAUUUAAGAAUUCGUGAAACUUACAGAGAAAAUGCCCAGUUUUAUUUCAAGAUCUUGGCAUUUUUCAACUUUGUUCAAUGGAUAGACUGCCUAGUGAAUGUGGAAAGUGACUUGGUUUUGAUCAGAGCAAGGAUUACGUACGGCGAGUGGUUCGUCGUGUUGGAAUUAAUGUACAAAGCGCUCACCAUCGACUAUCGUCUCCUGUGUUCUUUCAUAUUCCUUGAGCAUUCGAUGCAAAUUCAAAACGAAACAGGUGGUGCUGAGACAGCUAACGCCGGCAGAGAAAAUGAAACAGCCUUCAGAAUCUACAAUAUGACCUAUUCAGAUCGCCGGUACAGAAACCUUGGGUAUCUACUGGGAUUUUUCUGCUUUCUCGCUCCAUUCAGCUGCGCUGUUUAUUACGUGCACAACCUUGAGUUGCCUGUCUACAUACGUGUUGCAACGAAUUUCUUAAAUGCCCUCUGUAUUUUUGUAUGUGGGAUGAUUCUUUUGCUAAAGAACAAGCUUGAUUUCGAAAGGAAGGACAAGGAGUCAAUGAGCGUUAAAAUCAUGGUGAGUACUGCACUGAUAAUGUGAAUUAGGAUAAUCCGUUGAUAGAAUAGUGAGAAGGAAAAGAUUUUGGUCACGGAAAAAACACAGUACCACCAUUUUGCCACCGGUUUAAGAAUUCUAAGGAAUUGGAACUUCACUGAAGCCUGGAGAAUACAAAUCAUUCAUGCAGGCGUUGGAGAGCAGAGUCCUCUUAGACUGAGUCUUGUAAGACCUUAAAGUCAAAACCAAAGUAAUCACAACAUCCAAUCAGAAUGAACGAAAACAUCUCGACGAGCUAAUGAGAGAAGAAAUAGGGCAUAUCGCUUGAAGUUCGAGUGACCAAGCAGGGAUUGGUGUUCGUUUCGAAUCUGAUUGGUUGAGAAGGUGGCCCUAGUUUCUUCGACCAAUCACGAUAAAGCAAUCCAGAUCACUUUCGACAUUCGAUUAAUUUUUUCUCUGUUUCUUCGUUAAUCUCUCGCGAUGUUUUCGAAAAAAAUAACCAGUGUCUCACAGGUCCGAGAAAAAAUCUUUGAAAGGAGUGAUGACAUUAAUGUAAGUUAAUGAUUAAUGAAUCGCUAAGAUUACCGCUCAUAUUUAAUGGCGAUAAAAUAGGGAGGGAGAUUGAGGAGAAUUAUAAAUGCAUUUUAACAUUGUGCUAGAGUGUAUUGGUGCAUUUCAAUGAUGCAUUUGAGGAGUAGAUUCUAGUGUUAGUAAACGGUGUAUGAGAGGAUGUACGUGAUUACUUUUUUUCACUCAUCAUUUCUUGCACUGGUCUUCUUGUCUGUUUACCAGGCUUGCUGUCUGGGUUCUGUUGGUUUUGCGAGUUUGAUGAUCAAUGCUGCUCUCGCUCAGUUCUGGGCGAGCAGCCAACAUUAUUUACGCAGCUACCAUUGGGCAUGCGCAGAACUGUCGGUUCGCGGCCUCACGGCUACUUUCUUGAUGGCCAUGUUUCUUCACGUGAAUGCUCGCGCCUUACCUUUAAACAAUCCAGAUGUGAAGAUCAACCACUUUCUCGUGCCUGCUCUGAUGCUUGGAGUCAUGGCUAAUUGUGCAGCGUGUUUGGUUGAUCAAUAUUUUGGUCCUCUUGAUAAAAGAAUAAGGUAUGUCAUUUCUUAUGUCAAACCUAUGUGAUCGGUUUUAUGUGUUAAUUCAUGCAUUAUUUUCGAUAAAACUUCUCUGCAGUAAAAAACAAAUUGUGUCGUUCCAGACUUGUUCUUCAGUUUUUAGUGUCAUGGUUUGCAAUCUUAUGAUACUCAAUAGAGAAGUGCCCUUGUGAUUGAUGAAACGAACUCAACCUUAAAUUAUUUUAUCUGAUUAUUUGCAGAUGUGAGAUUACAGGAACGAGUUUGAGGUUGCUGCACGACGCAGGAGAACCUAUGUACCUUGGAUUCCUAAUCCACGUGUUUCUUCAUUUCCUCAUUAUGCAGACACGGAUGGGUCGAUCCAAGAGGUCCCUCCCAGGAAACGAGGAUACACCGUUGUUG